Messenger RNA from Staurois parvus, 376 nucleotides. NCBI's taxonomy places the organism in Eukaryota, Metazoa, Chordata, Amphibia, Anura, Ranidae. The record is from the annotation of a GenBank genome assembly.
ACGGUUUCUGAUUUUAAAACUUUUUUGGGACUUACAUUCAACAUGGGCAUUACAAAAAAGAAUGAAUUGCGGUCAUAUUGGUCCACAGACCCGAUUCAUCAUAUGCCCAUGUUCUCUGCUGUUACAUAUAUGCCCAACAUGGACCAGCAAUGUACUGGUACAUCACUGGACUUUGAGUGGUUAUACCGGGAUGAUGCCUGCAGCUACAGGCAUAAUCCUGGUAUCGUAUUUUCAGCUGGCGGUCAGCUUUCAUUUAAAAGCAUUCCUAGUGGCCAUUUUCUUGGGCUCUCCUGUCCCACAGGUGAAUACAAGAAUGCAACUGGCAGUUCUGCUGGCUGACUAUAGAGCGGAUCAGAGGCCAGAAUGAUUUCAAUCA